This is a messenger RNA of Vigna unguiculata (cowpea), 1341 nucleotides long. RefSeq names its product receptor-like protein EIX2. The record is from RefSeq and is a predicted model, not a curated record. Gene Ontology annotation, molecular function: protein binding. Lineage: Eukaryota; Viridiplantae; Streptophyta; Magnoliopsida; Fabales; Fabaceae.
UCUUUGGGCACCCUUGUUAACUUGGAAGCUUUAGUUUUAAGAAACAAUAGGUUAAUGGGUGAAUUGCCUUCCUCUUUAAAGAAUUGCAAGAAUUUAAUUAUGUUGGAUGUGAGUGAGAAUAUGUUGUCGGGUGCAAUACCAUCAUGGAUUGGAGAAAGCAUGCAGCAAUUGAUAAUCUUGAUCAUGCGAGGGAAUCACUUCUCUGGAAAUAUUCCCCUUCAUAUAUGUUGUUUGAAGCGUACUCAAUUGUUGGAUCUUUCCAGGAAUAAGUUAUCAGAAGGAAUUCCAACUUGCUUAAUCAAUUUCACUGCUUUGUCUAAAAACACCAUCAACAAGAUUGAAACUGAAAGUCCUGUUUAUUGGUACAAUAGUACUUACUCUGAACUUUAUAAUUUUGUAAUUGAUAGUUAUUAUUCGUUUCAUAUAACAUGGAUGUGGAAAGGUGUUGAACACGACUUCACCCGUCCAGAAUUAACUCUUCAGAGCAUUGAUCUCUCAUGUAACAAUUUAAUUGGUGAAAUUCCGAAAGAGAUUACAUACAUGGUCGGCUUAGUUUCUUUGAAUUUAUCAGGAAACAAUUUGAGUGGAGAAAUUCCUUCCAAGAUUGGAAAUUUAAGUUUACUUGAAUCCCUUGACCUGUCCAGAAAUAAAUUGUAUGGGAGAAUUCCUUCUUCUCUUUCUGAAAUGAAUUUUCUCCAAAACUUGGACUUGUCACACAAUUCUCUUUCUGGAAGAAUCCCAUUGGGAAGACACAUGGAUACAUUUGAUGCCUCUUGUUUUGAAGGAAAUGUUGAUCUUUGUGGUGAACAACUUAACAAGAGUUGUUCUGGAGAUCAGACAGUAGUAAAGCCUGAAAAAGCAGCACUCCGUGGAGAAUAUCAUGUUUUCUUUGAAGCAUUAUACAUGAGCUUGGGGAUAGGAUUCUUCACAGGCUUUUGGGGCUUAUUAGGUCCAUUGCUACUUUGGCAAUCAUGGAGAAUCACUUAUCUGAGGUUCUUGAACAGAGUGUUAGACUAUCUACUUGUAACGGUUGAAGUGAUCUUGGCAAAGCGCCAAAAGUAGAUCUAAAGACUAACAGAAUGCAAAAGUGGCUAAAAAACUAGCAGCACAAAAUUUGCAGUUUAUAAUGAUUUGCUUCAAGACUCCAUUCUGAGAUGAAAACAUUACAGAUUGUUGGCAGUGUGAGAUUUGGAGGUUGAAGUUUCAUGAAGCAAUGAAUUGAUAGUGUGUGGUUGUAUAAUCUAUUGUAAAUUUCAUUUUAAGCCAAGAAUGCAAGAUAUCCCAAUCUGUAUAUGUAAGGAAGAAUAUGAGUUAUCUCAAGAGUUUGUACUUCAUAAUCUA